Messenger RNA from Corvus hawaiiensis (hawaiian crow), 9477 nucleotides. RefSeq names its product interstitial collagenase-like. Gene Ontology annotation, cellular component: extracellular matrix. Gene Ontology annotation, molecular function: zinc ion binding; metalloendopeptidase activity. The coding region runs from base 7891 to 9297 and encodes 468 amino acids. Gene Ontology annotation, biological process: proteolysis; collagen catabolic process; extracellular matrix organization. The transcript is spliced from 10 exons. NCBI's taxonomy places the organism in Eukaryota, Metazoa, Chordata, Aves, Passeriformes, Corvidae. The record is from RefSeq and is a predicted model, not a curated record.
UGCCUCCAGUCCUGUCAGGACAAGGCAGUUGUAUUCUAUUUAUGCAUAAAAUAGUACUGCAAAAAUGCAAUGAGAUGUUGCAACACAUUUUAUGUAACCUUUUUUCUGAUGCAUUUUUAAAACCCCUGGAAGCAGGGCUGCUCAAAUGGGGCACUCCAGUCACUGAGGAAUCUUCAUCAGAAUUCUCAGGGCCAAAAAUGUAUCAUGGCAUUGUCAGUCUUGCAAAUACUGCUGCCACACCUGCUGUAGAGGUGGCAAACAAGGUUUUGCUGCCCAAGCAGAACUAAAGUCAAAAGGAUUAAGUUUAACCACAGGACCUCAAGAAAAGGAAAUGGGUAGCUGUGGUCAGUGUCUGAUAUUGCCAAGGUCUGAGCAGCAGGUUCAAGACUUGUAAUUUAAAAGUUUCUAUUGAAUUUAGCAGGAAAUAAUUCUGUACUGUUUAUUUCAUUCUUGUUAGUCUCCUUGCACUGUUCUUGUUUUCUAAUUCUGUAUUUCCUUCAUGUUUCUGGUAUGGCUUUUUGAUUGGUCUCAGCUAAAACAAUGAAAGUUAAAAAGAUGCAUGAACAGCUUGGCUCACACUUUUUAGAUUUUUUUUUUUGCUGUUGUUCCUUAAGGAAGUUUCUAACUGUUCUGGUUAGAAUACUUUUCUUCUGUUGUUCCUGCUGCUGAUGCUCUUCUAUGGUGUCUUUGCCUUGCACCUUGCACAUCACAUCCAUUGUGGAUAACAGCAUGAGACCAUAUUAUUUUAAAUGGGAUAAACUCUUCUAUCUCUCUUCUAUCCAACUUUCUUUGGAAAUAUUGUCUUUCAGACGAGAUUAUAUCUCCCAGAACAAAGUUUGCUGGUACUAGACCUUUCGUGAUUGUUUUGUAGUUUUCUGGCUGUCACAUACUUAUUCAACCAGUUCUUCCUUGGGUUUGGGUUUUUUUUUUUGUUUUUUAAUGAUUUUGAUUAGUUGGAGUUCUUUCUUUACCUAUUUCUGUGCACACAGUCAUACUAAUUGUGAAUAUGAAGCCUUAGAUCUGUGGCAGAAGUAGAACUUAGCUGACUCUAGCACUGUCUGGCUUAAUAUAGUUUAGCUGGUUUAUUGUUGGAUGUUGGUAUCAUUUUUUGCUUCACGAUUCUUAUUUUAAAAAUCUCUGGUACCACUAACAAGACAACCUUACCAUUUGAGUGAAAACAGGCUUCUGAACUGAAGGUGAUUGACUUGUAUUCAACAUCUUGUACUCUCCUAAGAUACAGUUUGAGACCUGGGCUCUGAGUUAAAUGCAUUCAUUGUCUGUGGUACACUCAGUCCAAGCAUUUCAGUUAUAGUUUUCUCAGUCUUCUAAACACAUCAGACGUUCUAGCAAAUUUCUAUCUUAUUUGCAUAGAAACUUGAGUGAAGACAACAGUCUUUUCACAAGGAACCGGCUUAUUAUGUGACUCUAGAAUUCAGAUCACAAGAAUUUCUUUGUUAUCUUCUGUGUUUUAUAUAUAAUAGUAUCAUUUAUUUUGGUUUGUACCAUCUUGUCUUGGAGGACAUUUUGCCUGCAUCUGGACGUAUAGAUUUGCCUUUUCCUUUUCAAAGAUUCCAUAGCACAACCAUCAGACACAAUACAAGGAAGUCCCAACACUAUCUAACCCGGGAAAAAAACUGUUUGGUUUUCAAGUUCUUUUUCUUACUAUUUAUUGGUUUUCUUGGUUUCACACACUCAUCCUGCCUAGAAGGGAGGAAUGACCUUUGAUAUUGUUCUUGUCAGGAUUACAAGUAUUUUAUCAAACAAGGUAGGUCUGAGGUGCUGACCUGAACUGAAUGACAUUGUGUAGUGAUUUAAACACUCAGACUAAGAGCAGAGAUUUUAUCACCUCAGUAAACCAGACAAAAGUAACUGAUAAGUCCUGGCAGAACAGAAUAAGAUUAAAAUGAGCCCAUUUAAAUAUUGUUUGCAGGAAUUUGUUCCUAGCGAGAUGCUUGGUUUUGUUAAUGGAAAUGCUGUGGGGAAAAAACCCUUCCUUGGUGACAGAAACAGCAGAUUUUUGGGUUCAGAAGUGUUUAAGACAACUCAAAACUCCAAAGAUGCAUGUCUUAGUUGCCGUUGAUAUUACAGAGAAAAUACUUUAAAACUGCCAAGGAGCACACUUUGUUUCCAGAUAAUUCCCUGGCAGCCACUGAACUUCCAUCUGGCUGCCAGGAGGAAAACUGCCUUUGCAGGUUCACAAGCAGCAGCUGCCUCACAGGAUGUUUUGGCAUUUGUGGUGGGUAUCCAACUGUGGGACUGUGAACUCAUAAGAGUUCCAGUACGUCCCAAAUGGUGCAGAUCCCCCGGAAAUAUGCAGAUUUAUUUUGUAGAGCAGUGUGGAGACAUUGAUCCCUUCUUGCUGCGUCUUUCAGGACAAGUUUUACAUCUGCGUAUCUUGUGUGAUAACCACCAAGUUUAGAGGCAAAGGACUUCAAGUUGGUGAGGUUGGUUCUGCAGGGCAUCCCAAGGCCUUAUCUGCCAUCAGGGAAAUCAAGACCUGGACACUACACACCAAAUUCCCAUCCCAGAGAACAGCCCAACUGCAAAGAUGAAGAACGUAAUUUGAUUUUCCUGUGUUCAGGAAACAGGUGCUUGGCAUGGAAAGUGGCACUCCUUCCUUUCUUCUUUUACUGAAAUCACUGAUGAUGCCACGUCUGAGACUGUGCAAGUCACUGAGGUGUAACACAGGCGCUGCCCCAGUGUGGGACUGGUCACAUUGAACUGCUUUUCUACAAUAGGAUAAUUACAACUGAUUCAGCACCUGUCAUCCUGAGCCCUAUCACAGUGGCCUUUGGACUUCUGAGUGGUUUGGACUAUAGAAUUGUGCUCCUAACACUGCCCAGCACAGCACUUUGGUUUGUAAACUGAGUGACUGAUCAUUCCCUUGGAGCAGUGCCAACAGCAGUUCUACAAAGGAAAUGUUUAACACUGGGUGACGUGAAGCCAUGCGCUCGUGCAAACUUCUAGACAGCUGAUUUGGAGGCUUGUCUUUGGUGGUUUCAUCUCAAUAUUAGAAUGUAAUUGGUUCAUUAAGGGCAAACUCAUAAUGAACCCUCUAACUUCAAGCAAAUAUCUGGCAAUCAGUAGAAUAUUGCUGCACAGUGACACGACUUACAUCUUUGACACAUUAUACUUCACAUGAAAAGUGACAUCUUCCAAGGAAAACAGCUUGUUUCAGGAUAAUAUUCUAGGUUUGCAGAAAGAUUUUUAUUUUGUUGUUUCAAAAUAGAUUGCAAAGACAUUAGAAGAUUAGGAUAUACAUAAGAGCACGGAAUGGAAAGAAAAGUACUUCCUGUGGGAAUGCUGACUACUUUUUAAUGUCACCUGCCAUUGAGAAAGCAGUUGCAAACAUCAUUGUGACAAAUAGCUAACAGUAAACAAUUCUUUAGAAUUAUGAGGUACCACUUUUCAUUUUUGUAACAUAAAAUUACAGAACUACCAAUCAAAGUUCCCUUUUCCACAGUAAUUUUGUGGUGAGAGACUUGAUUUAGGGAAUUUAGGGAAACCCCACUACGAUUCACACUGUGAAUUUAUUUUUUCAUUGUUCAGUCGGGGGUGUGGGUAGAAGUCAUUAGAACACAUUACCAGAGAUAGUAGGGGAAAAGGGAAAUAGCUUCAAGAGUCAAAUCCAAGCCCUAGGUAAGUGAGAUACAAAGUAAAUCGAAGUCACUGAGGCAGAAAAUUGUUCAAGGCUAGGAAAUUCUUCUGGGGAAAUAUGUCUCCUCUUAACACCUCUGCCUAAGUGUCUUUUUCAGUUAAUGCUGAAAAGGGAAACACUGCUGGGUAGACCUCUGGCAGUGCUUACAUUCCUGUGCAGACCAAAUGAAUGAGGAACAGUAGAGAACCUAGAAAAGGGACAUUUUGAGUAGUCUCUUGUCUCAACACAAGGAACAAGGGUGCAGUUUUGCCAAGGAAGAAGUGUGCUGAUACAGGGAGACACAAAUCUGGACUGCAUGGGUGUACACUGGAAAAACCCUUGAAAGCGCUGUCAUAAAAACUGUGUCACCUCCUCUUCCUUAGCAGUUGUUUAGCAGAUGGGUACCAGACCUAGAAGGGUGAUUCAGGGUGAGUGAGGCACUGAUGCUUUUGUUCCAGACAAGAGCUGCCUCUGAAGAACGCUGGAGGUAGGUAAAUGUAAAGUUCACCUCUCUGCUUUGGUUACAUGGAGAUUUUCCAUGUAAGCAGCUCUGGAACAUCUCUGCUGUGAAGACAGGCUGAGGGAGCUGGGAAGAGAAGGCUUCAGGGACACAUCAUGGUGGGCUUCCAGUACUUAAAAGGGACUUAUAAGAAAGAGGGAUAGGGAUUUUUUACAAGGGCAGAUAGUGAUAGGACAAGGGCAAAUGGUUUCAACUUAAAAUACAAGAGAUUUAGAUUAAGUCUUGGGAAGAGGUUCUUUACUUGGAGGUUAGUGAGGCACUGGAACAGUUGCCAGAAAAGCUGCGGAUGUCCCCUCCCUGGAAGUGUUCAAGACUAGGUUGGAGGGGGCUUUGACUAACCUGGUCUAGUGGAAGGUGUCCCUACCCAUGGUAAAGAGGUUGGAACGAGAUGACCUUUAAGGUUUCUUCCAACUCAAGCCAUUCUAUGAUUCUAAAUUUCUAUGAUUUUAAGCAAACUCCAGGCAGGCACAGUGUGUUUGGAGUUGUCCAAAUCUGGUACCCUGAUGGAUCUGAGGCUGCUGCAGCUCCCUGACCCCAGGUCCAGCAGUGAGGCUGUGCUUGUAUCCCAGUAGGUGCAUGCACAUAUACGUAUGUACCCAAUGGACUUGUGUGCACCCUGGCGUCUUUCCAGUCACAGCACCACUGACACAGGGGCCUCCAGCCCCUGGCCCCACCUCAGAGGCUCUCAUUGAGAUCCCCCAGAUAGGAUAGAGCCACUCACAUAGGAAAAUAACUAGAAAUGGGGUUUAGUGAGAGACCAGGACAGUGCCAGUCAGAUGCACGUGCAACACAGUGGUCCUGCAAGAAAAAUGAGGAACUGUGCAGACACCAGUUGGUACUCAGUAACAAUUCUCAUGAGACCUGCUCCUCUGAGGAGGUCUCAGUUUAAUUUUGGCAUAUUCAUGUCUCAUCCUGUUGGGAUCUGAGCCUUUGUGUGUAGGCAAGUGCUUGAGAAGGAGAAGGUGGUGUUUUGCUGGCAGUCACACCAUGGGAAAGCAGAUGACUGGAACCUGUCCUUCCCUUGAGUGUGAGUUCAAGGGACUUGUGCCAAAGGACACGCAGUAGGAAGUCAAUGCAGAUGGUGAAAUGGGACACAGCUUUGUAGCCCAACACCAUGGAAAUUCCCAAGACAGGGGGAAGCCACUGCUUCUGCUUCCUCUUCCUGAUGCUGCUUGAGGUUUUUCACUUGAUGACUCCUCAAAUGCACACAGAGUUCCCCCAGCUGAUUAUGGAUCCAGGACCUUCUAGUCCUUCCACUGACUGCUUUGGAAAGUAAUUUAUUUAAAGUUUCAUAGAAAACAGCUACAUGUCCUCUCUUACCCUCUGCCCAACUCACUAUCCUCUUGAUCACAUUAAAAUUUGGCCAUAGACCCUUCACAGAAAUCUGCAAGGCAGAAGAAACUCUCUAUUAAAGCCACAGCAUAUGACUUCCUUAUCUUCCAGUCUCAGCCACUGAACACAUCUGAUUAAUGUGCUUCUCUUCUUUGUGUGCAUGUGUUUAAACAUGUCUGUGAUGCCUUCAGCAAAUAAAAGGGAAAAAAGAAGAAAUAAGAGGUUAACUACAUGCUAUGGAAAAAAAAUAAGAAAUGAAGGUAGUGAAUCAGGAACUGUAUAAACCAUCCUAAAGAAACACAGGAAGGAGAAAAAAUUGCAGGGAAAUAAGACUAGUUUAGAAACAGAGUUAGAGAAGUUAAGCAGCAGUUCAUGAAUUCCAGAAUCUUUUGAGUUGUAACCAAGUGUUUGGAGAAGUGUCCAACAUACAAAAUUCUCUUUGUACAUGUCUGAAUCAAGAUGGAUUAAGAACAACCAAUAAUUAAGUCUCAUUGGACUAUGAACCAUGAAGUUGAAUUUCUUUCGUCAACAACAGCUGUACCCUUUGAGGAAUUCUUUUCCUAGUUAUUUCAAAUCACAGCUUCUGCAUUUGAAGUGUCCUGUAUUAGCUUCAAUCAAUCACUCCAGGCAGGUUAUGUGACUCAGAUUGGAAGGUAUAAGGUAAUUUACUUUCCCCAGGAGUGGUGUUAGCUUUGUUGAACCUAGCUGUAGUUGGGGGUGCUACACUACAGUGAGUGUAGAAUCUCACACUGAAUACAUUAUUUUCCAUGAUGCUUGGGAAAGUAAGUGAAGAAUUUCCCAUCAAGAUUAAAAUAAUGUUAUUUAUUCGUAUUUCUCCCUCUCACACUAACGUUUACUGUUUCUCUUUUAAGGUUUACAAGGAGGGUCUUUACUUUCAAUAAGGACAGAAAACCAUCCUGAAAGAUGUCCAGUCUGUACCUGACAGCCUGCAUAGUUAGCAGCACACAUCCCCUUCAGGCCAAUUACUCUGAUGCUUGCAGUUAGAAAUGUUUUCCUUAGUUUAGGAGUCUACACUGUCCAGGAUAUUUAAACUUCUCUUAACACUGUUAGGGACCCAGCCAAUAGAGUCAGUGUAGUAUAGAGAGCAGUUCAUCUCAUCUAGAGGUCCAUGUCAUGUGGUCAGUUGAAUCACUCUCUAGAAUUCAUAGUCCAAAAUGGGAGCUUGGAGACCUAAAAAACUUUCAGACAUCUACACAACAUAACAACGCACAUUCCACCUCAUUAUUCAUUUGCCUGUACUUGAGACUCCCACCCAGGGCUGGCUGCCAUGACACAGGUGCUAUGGAGACCUGCAUCCUUUCAGGGCAGCUGGAGAUCAGGUGUAUUCCCUAGAGAAUUUCAAAUAACACUAAUGCUCAGGCAGCUGAAUCCCAAACCUCAUGUCUAAACUUAAUCACUGCUGUGUAAGACCUCUCUAGAGUCUUGGAGACUGGACACUGCUAAAUUUUUAUUAAAAAUUUUCUUAUAUUUACCAGCUUUUAUCAUGGCUCCACUCAUCUUCCUUCCACGAGACAGUGAACAUAGCAUAAAAAAUGGUUACUUUAAUCUUCCUUUUCCACACUCAUGAAAAUUCCUGUUGUACUUCAUGAAGUCUUUUCCUCCCAGAGCUCAUCUUUCUCUGCUUGAUUUCAAACGCACUAUGGCAGCUGAGACCUUAUCCAUGCUGGCAAGAGUAGAAAUGUUACCUACCACACAUAUGGGAACCCAGAUUAUGCAUUCCAGUAGCAUGACUGAAUUUGUUAAUAUCAGUUUAAAAAUAUUGAAUUAUUUUAGCAUUCAUUUCUGCUAACAUCAUAAGGUUGUUUUAGAUAGAACUGUUAGAUAACUGAUAACAGUCCACCUGGAGUUAUGCUGCUGGUUAUUCCUAAAAGAGAUCAGGUUUUUUUACUGUCAUUUGUACUUUGCUAUUACAUAUUGCAACAUAAUAUUCUACAGUCUGUUUAAGAUUAAAUCAUAUGUAUCACACAUAGCAUAAUUUGAUUAAUAAUCAUAAAAUAGAUUAUGUUGCUCUUAUAUGUUAUUUCUUAUUAUUUCUCCAGUUUGUCAAAAUCUUGUCUAAAUGGUCUAAAUGGUCUAAAUUCAUGAUUCAAAAUAAACAUAUGAAAUUUAACUCCACAUUUUACCUGAAAAACAUUUCCUUAUUUGUUAAACAUGCUAUGAAAUUGCCCAAACCAGAAGGCUUGGGUAAAAUAAGGAUAGUGAUAUUAGUUAAACACCUUGCGUCACUACCUGAUGAUGAAACUGCUAUGCAUCAUUUUUACUAAUCAGAGGAUAUUAUACAGCAUGAGUCAGGCUGUCACUGAUUUACUAUCAGCUAUAUAAACACAGCUGAGAAAUGUGCUCGGUAGCUCGAGAGUGAAACUGAGGCAGACAACCUCAGAUGAGGAUGAAGACCUUUGCAGUUCUCCUCUCGCUAUAUGUGGCCAUCUCCUCCACAUUUCCUGUGGCUCCAGAAGCAGAAGAUGAAGGGAAAACCCUACAGUUUGUAGAGAGUUAUCUACAGAAUUUCUACGACCUUCAAAAGGAUCACCAUCCCCAUUUAAGAAGCCAUGGUGAAAACCCCCUUACUGCAAAGCUCAAGGAAAUGCAGUCAUUCUUUGGACUACAAGUGACUGGAAAACCUGAUCUUGACACACUGGAGGUGAUGAAAAAACCCAGAUGUGGUGUACCUGAUGUAGAGCAAUAUGUGUUCACACCAGGGAAUCCCAAAUGGAAAAGAAAUAAUCUGACAUACAGGAUUUUGAAUUACACCCCAAAGAUGAGACGAGCUGAUGUAGAUGAAGCAGUCAGAAAAGCUCUCAGUGUCUGGAGCAACGUGACACCACUGACAUUCCAAAGGGUUGAGGACAAAGAAGCAGAUAUAAUGAUCUCUUUUGCUUAUAGAGACCACGGCGACAAUUCUCCUUUUGAUGGUCCCAAUGGACAGCUGGCUCAUGCAUUCCAGCCUGGUGAAAAUAUUGGUGGAGAUGUGCAUAUGGAUGAGGAGGAAGCUUGGACAAAAGAUGGAAGAGGCUACAAUUUGUUCAUUGUUCUUGCCCAUGAGCUUGGCCAUUCACUGGGUCUGUCUCAUUCAAAUGAUCCUGGAGCACUGAUGUAUCCAACUUACUCCUACACCGACCCAAAUGAAUUCCUUCUUCCUCAGGAUGAUAUUGAUGGAAUUCAGGCCAUCUAUGGACGGUCUAAUGCUGCUGUGCAACCAACAGGACCCAUAACUCCAGAAGCUUGCGACCCAAAUUUGACAUUUGAUGCUAUUACUACUCUACGUGGAGAAAUAUUCUUCUUCAAGGGCAGAUACAUGCUGCGCAAGCAUCCUGAAAGGACAGAGACAGAGCUCAAUUUCAUCUCCCUGUUCUGGCCAAGGUUACCAUCAGGAAUUCAAGCUGCUUAUGAAAACAUUGAGAGGGAUGAAAUUUUAUUUUUUAAAGAGGAUAAGUAUUGGGUUGUCAGGGGAUAUGACGUAGUACGUGGCUAUCCCCAGCCAAUCUAUCGCUUGGGGUUCCCGAAGACUGUUAAAAGAAUUAAUGCAGCUUACAACGAUGAAAGCACAGGAAAAACAUACUUCUUUGUAGCUGACAGAUACUGGAGAUAUGAUGAAAAGAAAAAAUCCAUGGAUCAUGGGUAUCCCAGGAAAAUAGUCUCCAACUUUGGAAAUAUUGGCAGAGUUGAUGCUGCUUUCCAGAAAGAUGGCUAUGUGUAUUUCUUCCAUGGAACAACUCAGUUCCAGUUUGAUCCUCGUGCCAAAAGGAUUGUUCGACGAAUGAAGAGCACCAGCUGGUUUAAUUGUUAAUUGCAAUGUUUUUCCGUAUGCCCAUUGUAUGUUUUUAUGUGCUGCAUUUUUCAGCAUUUCAUGAUUCUCAGGUCAGAACGGAUUUCUGUUCAAAUACUAUGACAGUAUAGUCUUAAUAAUUAUUUAUUCUAAGCCAAAUAAAAGUAUAUAAUUUAUCACAACUUCUCAUGUUACAGUCAA